UGUUCAGGCCAGCUUUGCGUUCUUCGGUCAAACUCCUCCACCCCACCGCACCAUCGACACUGGUCGCGAGCAGGUUCACAGCCUAUCGGUACCUAUCCCAGGAGGCCAGGUCGUCAAUAGAGCGGGCUGUCAAGGCCAAGCCCAUCGUUCUGUUCAUGAAAGGCACCCCCGACGAGCCCCAGUGUGGCUUCUCACGCGCAACCGUUCAAAUCCUCGAUCUCCAUGGCGUCCCACCCGAGAAGAUGCAAACAUACAACGUCCUUGCUGACCCGGAGCUGAGAAGUGGGAUUAAGGAGUUCUCGGAAUGGCCCACAAUUCCGCAGGUGUAUGUGAACGGCGAAUUCGUUGGGGGAUGUGACAUUUUGAUGGGAAGGCACCAAUCGGGCGAGCUGGAGACUUUGCUCGAAAACAAUGGCGUCAUCCCAAAAAUAGAGGGCGAUGCUUCGUCAACACCGCCAGAAGACGCUUCCAAAGAGAAAACUUCUUCGUAAA
This is a messenger RNA of Cyclocybe aegerita, 492 nucleotides long. The record is from the annotation of a GenBank genome assembly. NCBI's taxonomy places the organism in Eukaryota, Fungi, Basidiomycota, Agaricomycetes, Agaricales, Hemipholiotaceae.